Molecule: messenger RNA, 2320 nt
Organism: Ipomoea triloba (trilobed morning glory)
Lineage: Eukaryota; Viridiplantae; Streptophyta; Magnoliopsida; Solanales; Convolvulaceae
Exons: 5
Coding region: 582-2039 (485 amino acids)
Source: RefSeq, a predicted model, not a curated record
AAUUCUGAGUUUUAACAGCCAAGCAUCCAGUAGAAAAAGAAACGCUACCCAUUUUUAGUUUUUACUGUGGCCUCACAAUCACACACUUCACCUCACUGCUCAUUCUCCGCUCGUACAUUAUAUUAUCUCUGUGAUUGCUCACUCCUACAUUAUUUUUUAAAUCUUGCUUUCAGCAUUACCAUUUUUUGAGGUUUUUGCCGGACGGGACAACCACCAGUUGUUGCGCUUAUCUGAAGAUUUUCAGAGGGAUAGAGAGAGAGAGAGAGAGAGAGAGAGAGAGAGAGCAAGCUUGUGAGCUCAGAAUCUUUUGAGCUAGCUUAUACUCGAUUUCAAAGCUGAAGUGUACUGUAAUAAGGUGCUUUUCAGUUAUUUACAGAUUUGUGAUCUGAGUUUUUCUCAGGAUUAUCAGCAUUGCUCAAAUCUUCAUUCUUCCUUCUUCGCAUUUAACCGUCUUCUCAUUGUCUCUGCGUGAUUUGCUGUUACAUCUGCGGACUCGAUCUUGUUCAUGUUUGGUACUUACUAAGGCCAAAGUAUCUGCAUUGGUGUGCGCUUGUGGCAGGUGUCCUCCAUAAGAGAGCGUGAUGGGUUCUAGAUUCCCAUCUCACCAGCUCAGCAAUGGGCUAUACGUGUCAGGACGGCCUGAGCAGCCAAAAGAAAGGACACCAACAAUGAGUUUUGUUGCCAUGCCUUAUACUGGUGGCGACAUCAAGAAGUCUGGAGAACUUGGGAAAAUGUUUGAUAUCCCUGUGGAUGGCUCAAAGUCAAGGAAAUCGGGACCUAUAACUAGUGCUCCUUCAAGAACUGGAUCAUUUGCGGGAAAUGUUUCACAUUCAGGACCUAUAAAUCCUAAUGCUGUUGCCAGGGCCAGUCACUCAACCUCAGGUCUUGUUUCAUCAAUGAUGGUGACUGGUUCAGCUUCAAUGAAGAAAUCAACUUCUGGCCCUCUUAACAGGCAUGGGGAACCUAUAAAAAGGUCAUCUGGACCUCAAUCGAGCAUAGCAACUGGCCGCCAAUCAGGACCUCAACUGCCAGUUCUCCCAACAACUGGUCUUAUUACUUCUGGCCCCAUCUCUUCUGGCCCACUGAAUUCUUCUGGGGCACCAAGAAAGGUCUCUGGUCCAUUGGAAACAAUGGGUUCUAUGAAAAAGCCUGGUCCUGGUACUGUUAACAACCACGCUGUGACAACUCUUAGCCAACAUGAUGAAUUCUCCUUCAGGAGAAACUUCCCAAAACCUAUCUUAUGGGCAAUGAUUUUGCUAUUUGUCAUGGGCUUCAUCGCGGGUGGGUUUAUUCUAGGUGCAGUGCACAAUGCUGUGCUGCUAGUGGUUGUCAUAGUUCUAUUUGGCAUUCUUACCGUCCUCUUUACAUGGAAUUCUUGCUGGGGAAAAAAAGCUAUUAUAGGUUUCAUUGCUAGAUAUCCAGAUGCUGAAUUAAGAACUGCAAAAAAUGGAGAAUAUGUCAAGGUUUCUGGGGUGGUGACCUGCGGGAACUUUCCUCUUGAAUCAUCCUUCCAAAGGGUUCCUAGGUGUGUCUAUACAUCUUCAAGUUUGUACGAGUAUCGAGGUUGGGGUUCCAAAGCUGCAAAUCCAACACAUCGUCGUUUUACAUGGGGACUCAGAUCAUCAGAAAAGCAUGUAGUCGACUUCUACAUCUCCGAUUUUCAGUCUGGAUUGAGAGCGUUGGUUAAGACUGGGUAUGGAGCAAAGGUCACACCUUAUGUGGAGGAAUCUGUGGUUGUAGAUGUCAACCCUUUGAACAAGGAUUUAUCUCCUGACUUCAUCCGGUGGUUGCGAGAGAGGAAUCUUUCAAGCGAUGACCGCACAAUGCGAUUGAAGGAAGGGUAUAUCAAAGAAGGAAGCACAGUGAGUGUAAUGGGGGUGGUGCACAGGACUGAGAAUGUGCUUAUGAUUGUGCCUCCCCCAGAACCAGAGCCAUUAACAACAGGAUGCCAGUGGAUGAAAUGCAUCUUUCCAGCUAGCCUUGAGGGGAUUAUUUUGAGGUGUGAUGACGCGUCGAAAGCUGAUGUCAUACCUGUUUGAUUCUCAGUAUCCAGUGUAAAAUUCAAUUUUUUCUGUGAUUUGUGCUGUGAUAGUUGUGUGGUUGCAGUAUAUAUAGUGAUAAUGACACUAUGGUAGUAUGCAAUUGAUGAUGAUGCAUGCUUAAGGAUGGUAGAACAUUGCUUGUUUGAACAUAGUGGAUGAAUAUCUAAUUUCUGUAUAGCUCAAGUAGGGUUUUUGUCAUCUAUGUUUACUCUCAAAACAUUUAUGAUUUUGUAAUGGUCAUUUUUUUUUUGGAAUGCAAAAUUCUUACCAGUUGAACA